Molecule: messenger RNA, 3667 nt
Organism: Cryptomeria japonica (Japanese cedar)
Lineage: Eukaryota; Viridiplantae; Streptophyta; Pinopsida; Cupressales; Cupressaceae
Product: probable disease resistance protein At1g61300
Exons: 1
Coding region: 535-3483 (982 amino acids)
Biological process (GO): defense response to fungus
Molecular function (GO): protein binding; ADP binding
Source: RefSeq, a predicted model, not a curated record
UUCAUUUGGAGAGCAUUCUUUUUCCACAUUUUUCCAUGACUACUUUUUCUCCCGCUCACGAGUCAUCUCCAUGAUAACAGACAACUCGCAUCGCCCCAUUCGUUCCAGGAAAUUCUGCCAUAGACUCGGUACUCAGUACACUUUUGCAUCGUGCAGGUCUCUUUCGACCAGUCUUCUCCGUCCUAUUCUUGACCAGAUGAACGGCUAUGGGCAGAUAGGCAUACCUUAACAUCUUUGUAAGAAAGCGUCGUCGCAAAUUUUAUGGCCUCAAAGUAAGCAAGCCUAGAACAUUUCACUGCAUUUAUGUUUUAAACCCUGCGAAAGAGAGUCCGAUCGACAUGGGUGACCCUGGGUCUCUUUCGACCAGUCUUCUCCGUCCUAUUCUUGACCAGAUGAACGGCUAUGGGCAGAUAGGCAUACCAUAGCAUCUUUGUAAGAAAGCGUCGUCGCAAAUUUUAUGGCCUGAAAGUAAGCAAGCCUUGAACAUUUCACUGCAUUUAUGUUUUAAACCCUGCGAAAGAGAGUCCGAUCGACAUGGGUGACCCUGGAUUCGUUUCAGGAUUGAUAGGUGUGGGGAUAACUGUAGCUUUGACAGAGAUCAGCGAGCGCAUCAAGCUUGCUGUUCACUGCAAGAAAGAGCUUCAUAAACUUGAAGACUAUUUGAAAAAUGUUGCCCCUCUCAACACGGCCAUCCAGAGGUAUCGGACGCACCUGAAGCUCGGCCAAAUUGUUAGCCACGAGACACAAACGCUACGGCCUCCGGCUAUGAAUGAGUGGUUGAAAAAGCUUGAUUCGCUUGUUAGACAGGCCACCGAGGUUGCAGAGCAGUGUUGCAUACGAUUACCGAAUUAUAAUGUGAUUUCUCGCUACCGCAUGAGCUUGAGGAUACGGGAAAUCGUUGCAGGCGUUGAAGAGCAUCUGAAGCAGGCUGCUUUGAUUGGCAUAACGACCACGCUUGCCAGCAAUGAGGAUCUCGGUCGAGGUCUCCAUCGUAUUGAACAAAAAUUGGACGAUCUCAGCACUGCAGCCACCUCGUCGAAUUAUCCAACAGCAACACAGAGGUUUCAGCCAGUGAACGAACCUCUUAUUGUGGGACAACAUGACGUGUUUUCUAAGCUGCAGAAGAAAUUAAUAGAUGAAGGGCAAGGGCUAACUUGCCUAGGAGUGGUUGCCAUGGGCGGAGCCGGCAAAACUCUGCUUUUGAAAACUGUGUUCAAUAGCAAAGAGGUGCAGGAUAGCUUUAAGCAGGAUCUGGUGCUCUGGCUCACGGUGUCACAUAAUCCUUCUCUUUCUGCUCUCGCCUGUAAUCUUGGAAGACAAAUUGCUUCUCAAAUAAAAGAGCAUUUCAAUGAAAGAGGCGGCCUAGACGAUUAUGUGAAGCCGUGGAUCCAUGAAAAUUUGAGAAGCAAGAGGUUUUUACUGUUCCUGGACGAUGUGUGGGAAAAGAACAGCGACGGUUUGCUGGAGGCAUUGGGUGUGCCGGUUGAAACGGUCGGCAACUGCAGACUGGUAGUGAGUGCCAGGGACAGAAGGGUUUUGGUAAAGUUAGGAGUAAAGCUUGAUGAUACAAUUACCUUGAGUGGUCUUUCCGAGAAACAAAGCUGGGAACUGUUUUCAUCUCAUGCCUUCGCAUACAACAAUAACCAGGUGCCGUCUGUGACAGUGGAGGUAACGGCAAAGCGCGUUUGCGGAGAAUGUGACGGGCUUCCGCUUGCCAUUAAAGUAAUAGCGGCCACCAUGGCAGGCGUCACAGAGCCGGUAGUAUGGGAGGUGACGCUCCAGAUGCUGCAAAAUGCAGACAAGCUUAAUCCUGAUGUGCAGACAAAGCUUUACAAUCGCUUGAGGCUCAGCUACGAUGCUCUGGCCAGGUACGAUCCUAUUCUGCAACUGUGCUAUCUUUACAUCGGUGCCUUUAAGGAAGAUGAAGAUAUGUAUGUGGAGGAUCUCAUUAACUUGUGGAUUGGAGAGGGACUAGUUACAAUCAAUCGUCCAGAUUACGAUCCCUUGGAAAUUGGGCGGGCUCAAGUGAAUGUGCUCUUAGAUCGCUGUCUGAUCGAGGGCAGCGUAAUGGAUGCCGACGGGCAGGUUAUGGUCUGUUCAAUGCACGAUGUGCUGCAUGAUUUAGCGCUGCAGAUCGCGGAGGAGGAAGAGAAUUGUUUGUACAGGGCCGGCAGGAACCUGCAGUCGUUUCCAGAAGAUGACUGCGCGGGGCGAAGGAGGAUUUCCUUGAUGGAGAACAAUUUUGCAUCUAUUCCGGAGUCAUUCCAGGGUGAUCAAGUCCUUUCCAUGCUGCUGUCCGAGAACAAAAGCCUCACACAUUUUCCUUCGCGCGCCAUGGCCACAAUGACCUGGGUUCGAGUUCUGGAUCUUGGAGGCACUUCAAUUCAAGAGCUGCCUUCCAGCUUUGGACGAAUGAAACAGCUUGUUUGCUUGCGCUUGGCCCGCCUGCCAAUCAAGAAAUUGCCUGAAAGCAUCACCAAGCUAAGGAAGCUUCAGAUACUGGAUCUUUCCACCUGCAAUAAACUGGAACGCUUGCCCUCGGGGAUUGAUAACCUUGUUUCUUUAAGGUACCUGGACUUGAGCCAGUGUCAACAUCUGCAGUCUUUGCCCUCUGGUAUUUCCAAGCUUACUUCUCUCCAGUACUUGCGAACCGAAGGAUGUUGGCAAGCCUGGGAACCAAGGAUACAGACGCAGUCCAAACUCUGCUUCAGAGCACCUGAAAGGGCAGCAUGCUUUGGGGAUCUGCAAACCCUAACGCAACUGAAAUGGCUGGGACUAGAAGAUGCCAGAGCGACAAUCAAACAUGGAACAUUGGGCACAAUGAUGGAAAUGAGAACCCUAGUGCUCAACCUCACCAAAAUGACUGCGCUGCCGGAUGACAUGACUGCAAUGACGAAGAUGAAAACCCUCUUCAUAAAAUGCAGAGAUUUGAUAGAAACCCCGCCUCGGCUUUCUGAAUUUGAACACCUGGGUUGCCUCAUACUCUCUGGAUGCGACAAGCUUCAACAAAUAAGUGCAUUGCACAGCCUUCCCAGAUUGAGAAGGCUGGAUAUGGGCGGGUCUUACGAAAUGAAGGAUUUGCCCCAGGAAUUUGGAGAAACCGGGGCUUUCCCUGCACUGGAGAGAUUUUGGGUAGACCAAAUGUACGCGCUGGAGAGGUUACCCGCUGUGAUAGAAGGAGCAAUGCCACAGUUGAAAAUAUUGGGUGUUGUAGUUUGCCCUCGUGUAGAAAUGUUGUCCGCCGGCUUUUUCAAGCUGCAACACCUGCAACAGAUACAAGUUUACAGUUCCCCCCAGGUGUUGCAGAGGAUGGCAGAAGGAGGGCAAGAUUGGGAGGUUGUAAAACAGCUCCAAAACGGCGGCGUCGAAAUUAUCAGAGAAUUUGGGGGUCACAGACGCUUAACAGAGAUAACGACAAGGAUGGGUAGCAAAUAUUGGUGGGACAGAUUUGUGAAGGAAAUGUGGAUGAAUUUUCAUAUUUAACUUCUGUAGUGGUGGAACAGUACCAGUAGAAAUUAUAGCUAAUUUUGUGGACUAACUUUCCCCAUUCUAAGUUUUUCGGUUAAUUUGAAGUACGUAAAAUUGUGUAAAUGUAAGAUGAGUUUGUUUGAAGACAAUUACUGUUCUUUCAUUUUAUCAUUGCUUUAAUAUUUGUGUUAUUUGAACA